Messenger RNA from Vitrella brassicaformis, 2615 nucleotides. NCBI's taxonomy places the organism in Eukaryota, Vitrellaceae. The record is from the annotation of a GenBank genome assembly.
CUUCCCUGUCCUUGCCCACGCGCCAACGGCUUCCGGCAGGGCAUCAAUCAGCGAAAUCGGCAGUUUGUUCAUCAUUCAUUGAGACGGUGAGUGAGACGAGGAUGGCGAGUCGUCCUGCGCGUUCAUCGUUCGACGUCGACGCCCGGCUGGACGCGGCUUUGCAAGAAAUCCAGCUGCUCGAGAGCCUGGACAGCCCCCGCCGCCUCCCCGAGGGCGCCAACAGCAUCAUGAAUGGCCCUGCCUCUGCAGUGGGAGGCGGAGGGCCUACUGCAGCUGCUGCAGCCGAAACGCGUUCGUUGCCGCUGCCGCCCCUGACGCCACCAGUUGCGGAGAGGGCGUCGCCGGGGAGUGCGCUGGCCGUGCUGCCGUCGAGGGCUGAGAAUGUGCGACGGGCUGACACAGGUACCUGAGGGGAGUGGAGUGGAUGGAGAGAGAUGUGGGCAUGGCAGGCGGUGAUGGCGAUGUGGGUCAUCGGGUUACUGUUCUAUGUUUUGUGUGACCAGCGUGUGUGCGUGCGCUGCGAAAGGCGCAGGAGACCAUUCGCGCGAUACAGGACGAGAGGGAGAGGCUCACCGGCAAACUCACCAAGGUCCGUGCCUGCGUCCAUGGCCUCCCUUUUGGGAGUCAGUCAGCCGAGUUUGGGGCCUAUGCAUUGCAAUGCAUCCAUCCUACACAUCCAUCCGCUUGCGCGCCUGGCUGCCUGCACUGACUGCAUUGUGUGGUGUGUCAGGAGUGUGACCGUCUGGCCGGUGAGAACUCCCAGCUGUCGAACACCCUGGACCGCACCCAAUCGGCGCUCAGUGAGUGCCAGGAGGAGAAGCGACACAUGGCCGCGGAAAUCGACGAGGUCGGUCGGUCGGUCGGUGACAAAGCGCUGGGGGGAGCCAUGCACAAACAAUAAGGUGCCUGCCGCUCCUGUGUUGCAUCUUUGCCUUGUCGGUGCAGUUGCGUGCUCGGCUGCACCAGGCGGAGAGUGAGCGGGGCGACCUGCGGGAGAGGAACCAAUACAUGGAGAGGGAACAGAAGGUCGGUGAGGCGGGUCAGUCAGUCAGGCAACACCCAGCGCACUGCACCGCACGCCCUUGGAGCCACAACCAUGUGUGUCUGUUAUCUGGGCCGUUCGUUCAGUCGUUCCGUCUGCGGAUGGAGCAGAGCGCUCGGGAGCUCAAGCAGCGAGUGGAGGUGAGCCAGACAGACAGACAGACAGAAGACCAUGACGCGCAAUGAAUGCAUCACUCGCCAUGUGUGUGUGGUUGCGGGUAUGGGUGUUCCUGUCUGUCAGGACGCAGAGCGGUUCAAUUCUGAGAUGUCCGAGUCCCACAGGCUGACACAAGUCCGCUGUAAAGAGCUCACACAGACCCUGCACGCUUGCAUCAGGGAACGGUCAGUCGGUGAACCAAUCAAUGCCUACACUCACAGGACACCGACAAAGGCAAAGGGUCAAGCGUCUGGUCCAUGCCAUGCCAUGAAAUGCCUGCAGGUGCCAGCUGCUCAAGUUGGUGAGUGACGUGCUGGAGACGUCGAUCGACCUCUUCUACAACCCCACGCCCUUCUUCAAGGCACACGUAAGUAACCCACAUGACAUAAUGACAUCAGCGACAGACACCCACAGGCACAUCACAUAAGCACACACACACGGUCACGUGUGACUCUGGUCGUACGGCUGCGUGCAUGGGCUGGGCGGGUGGUCAGGUGCGUGAAGUGUCGAAUGGCCGCCGGCCGUCGUCUGUGUUUGUCGGUGCGGGGAGCAGGAGGGGCAAAUACCCUACCGUCAGGCUGGUCCCUAAAGCAGACGAGCCGCCCAUCAAGGUCAGUCAGUCAGUCAGUCAGCACAGCAUCUGUGUUGGGCAUAGAUUCACAGGAUGUGUGUGACAGGGCCGCAUGUUGGGUGAGAUCGGUGCGGUCGUGGCGGCCCUCGAGCGAGAAAUGCACGAAACGGCCGUCGAAUUCCACGCAAUGGUAUCUAUCCCACCUAACCCCACACACAUCAGAGAGACACCUCACCUCUCGUGUCUGUCUAUGUCUGUCUGUGGUAUGUUAUGUGUGUGCAGUUGCGUCGGAUGCAGGACGAGGCAGACAGAAACACCCAGCUGGUGGCCCUCUGCCCCGACCACCCAUCAGCAGAGGCGAUUCUCGUCGUCCUCGACGAGGUCAACCGCCGAGCAGACAGGCGCCUCGCCGACCGCCCGGCCACGUCGCCAUCCCUCCCGCCACAACGCCCCAAAUUCGGCGAGAGAGGGCAGCAGCGAAGGGGCAAGUCGGCCGGCCCACGAGUGGAGAGGGAAUCGGGCGACGGGCGUGCUGGUGGUGAUGGUGGAGGUGUGGUGCCGCGGGGGGCGCUGCUGGGCGAGAGGAUAGACUGGGGGAGUGAGAGGGAGUCGUUUCACGCCUUGGCCAAGGCCAUGGAGACCAAGUGGGCUCAGCUGCAGAAGCUGCACAAGGUUUCUAACCAGGCCGCACAGAAACAGAGAGGGGGUGGCGCGGGGGGCGGGUGUGGGGGCUACUGCAGAUGACGAAAUCUGUGUGUGUGUGUGUGUGCAUAUGUUGAUUGCAUGUGUGUGGACCGCUGCUCGUGUGGCGGGAAUGCCACUCACAAUACUGAAUGCGAUUGCGAC